AUGAAAAAGCAAAGGUUUAGAGAGACAUUGAAGUCUUUCUUUGAGCCUCAUUUUGAUCAUGAGAAAGGUGAAAUGCUUAAAGGCACUAAAACUGAAAUAGAUGAAAAGGUGAAGAAAAUCUUGGGAAUAGUUGAGAGUGGAGACAUCGAUGAAGAUGAAUCUAAAAGACAGGUGGUUGCAGAGUUAGUGAAUGAAUUCUACAACGAAUACCAGUCUCUGUAUCGCCAGUACGAUGAUCUAACUGGAGAGAUUAGGAAAAAGGUCAACGGGAAAGGAGAGAGCUCCUCUUCGUCAAGCUCAGACUCGGAUUCUGACCAUUCUUCUAAGAGGAAGACUAAGAGAAAUGGAAAUGGAAAAGUAGAGAAAGAUGUAGAGUCGGUAACAGGUGCCUUGAAGCAACAAAUCGAAGCUGCUAAUCUUGAAAUUGCUGAUCUGAAAGGGAAGUUGACUGCGACUGUUGAAGAAAAAGAAGCAGUAGAUUCUGAGCUUGAAGUAGCUUUGCUGAAGUUUAAAGAAUCAGAAGCGAUUAGCAAUAAUUUGAAACUCGAAACUGAGAAGUUAGAGGGUGAAAAGACAACAGCUCUGACUGAUAACAAGGAACUGCAUCAGAAACUGGAAGUCGCUGGCAAAACAGAAACCGAUCUGAACCAGAAGUUAGAAGAUAUUAAAAAAGAGAGAGAUGAACUGCAAACUGAAAGAGACAAUGGUAUCAAAAAAUUUCAAGAAGUUGAAAAAGUUGCAGAAGAUUGGAAAAGAACGAGUGAUCAGCUCAAAGGUGAUGCUUCUAAUUUCAAGCAGCAGCUAGAAGCAUCGGAGCAGCGAGUUUCGGAGCUGACCAGUGGUGAAGAUUGA
Camelina sativa (false flax) is the source of this 852-nucleotide messenger RNA. Lineage: Eukaryota; Viridiplantae; Streptophyta; Magnoliopsida; Brassicales; Brassicaceae. The record is from RefSeq and is a predicted model, not a curated record.